Cryphonectria parasitica EP155 is the source of this 228-nucleotide messenger RNA. Its product is annotated as ubiquitin. The transcript has 3 exons. The record is from RefSeq and is a predicted model, not a curated record. The annotation marks the transcript as partial. Lineage: Eukaryota; Fungi; Ascomycota; Sordariomycetes; Diaporthales; Cryphonectriaceae. Gene Ontology annotation, molecular function: protein tag activity; ubiquitin protein ligase binding. Gene Ontology annotation, biological process: regulation of proteolysis; protein neddylation; modification-dependent protein catabolic process. Gene Ontology annotation, cellular component: cytoplasm; nucleus.
AGGGUGCGGACACUCACCGGCAAGGAGAUCGAGCUCGAUAUUGAGGAGAACUACCUGAUCUCGCAGAUCAAGGAGCAGGUGGAAGAGAAGGAGGGCAUCCCGCCCGUGCAGCAGCGUCUGAUCUACCAGGGGAAACAGAUGGCCGACGAGAAGAAAGCCUCAGACUACUCGCUGGAGGGAGGAAAUGUCCUGCAUCUGGUGCUCGCCCUGAGAGGCGGCUCCCAAUAA